Molecule: messenger RNA, 2050 nt
Organism: Oryza sativa Japonica Group (Japanese rice)
Lineage: Eukaryota; Viridiplantae; Streptophyta; Magnoliopsida; Poales; Poaceae
Product: probable polygalacturonase
Biological process (GO): carbohydrate metabolic process
Molecular function (GO): polygalacturonase activity
Source: RefSeq, a predicted model, not a curated record
UCUCAUCUCCUCUCCCCUCUCCUCCUCCUCCUCCUUCUUAUUCUUCUUCUUCCUCCUCUCCUCUUGUCCCAUUCCCCUCCAAAUCUCCAAUCCCAAGCCCAAUUCCUCCUCCCCCCUCUCCCUCCCCCGCGAUUCGCCUCUCCCCAUUCCGCCGCCGAAGGGGAGGAACAAGAAGGAGACUGAUUCAUUCAUACAUGGCGGGGCUAGUAGUAAGUGCUGGUUGUGGCAAUGGCGGCGGUGGCGGUGGCGGUUGGGGUGGCGAGUGGGGAGGAGGAGGCGGCGGCGGCGAGGUGUGCGCGGCGGCCUCGGCCGCGGCCGCACAGCGUGACGAUCUCGGAGUUCGGGGCGGUGGGCGACGGGGUGACGGUGAACACGCUGCCGUUCCAGAACGCCAUCUUCUACCUCCGGUCGUUCGCCGACAAGGGCGGCGCGCAGCUGUACGUGCCCCGGGGGAGGUGGCUCACCGGCAGCUUCAACCUCACCAGCCACCUCACCAUCUUCCUCGAGAAGGACGCCGUCAUCAUCGGCGCCAAGGAGGUAUCAGAAUGGCCAAUUGUAGAACCGUUGCCAUCAUAUGGCCAAGGAAUCGAUCUUCCAGGUGCGAGGCAUCGCAGCUUAAUAAAUGGACACAAUGUGACUGAUGUUGUAAUUACAGGGAACAAUGGAAUCAUAGAUGGCCAGGGUUUGACAUGGUGGAACUGGUUUCGCUCGAAUAAGUUGAACUAUAGCCGCCCUCAUCUUGUGGAGUUUGUGGAUUCGGAAGAUAUUGUGAUUUCAAACUUGACAUUAUUGAAUUCCCCUGCAUGGGGUAUACAUCCAGUGUUUUGUAGCAAUGUAAUGGUCCACGAUGUCACCAUUCGAACCUCAUUGGAUGCUCCACUUACCGAUGGAAUUGUUCCAGAUUCAUGCUCUAAUAUGUGCAUUGAAGAUAGCAGUAUUAGCGUCGCUCAUGAUGCUAUCUCGUUAAAAAGUGGGUGGGAUAACUAUGGCAUUACCAUUGGAAGGCCGGCAUCAGACAUUCACAUAAGCAGAGUAGAUCUCCAAGCCUCACUUGGAGCUGCUCUUGCAUUUGGGAGUGAGAUGUCUGGUGGUAUUUCGGAUAUUCAUGUUGAUCACCUUAAUAUCCAUGGUUCCUCUAGAGGCAUCCUCUUCAAGACUGCACCCGGCCGUGGAGGUUAUAUAAGAGAUGUUGUAAUAUCAGAUGUCCAAAUGGAAGAUGUUAAUGUCGCCAUUAAAUUCACUGGCGAUUGGUCGACACACCCAGAUAACCAUUUUGAUCCUUCUGCGCUCCCGAUGAUCAACCGAAUCACACUGAAGAACAUGGUUGGAACAAACAUAUCAGUUGCUGGAGUUUUGUCGGGAAUAAACGGUGAUCCAUUCACCAAUAUCUGCCUCUCCAACAUCAGUUUCUCCCUAGCUGAUUCGACACAAUCCAGCUCUUGGUCUUGCUCCAACAUCUCCGGAUACUCUGAGUUGGUCUUUCCAGAGCCUUGCCCAGACCUCCACCAUUCAUCCUCCAAUUCUUCCAUCUGCUUCUCCCUUCUUACCUACCAUGCCCUUGCUGCAGCAUAAGUGCAUAAAGUACCAAGUGUCCAUCCUUCGCUGUUCCAGUCCUUGUACAAUCCAGAGAAAAAUCCAACUUUUGUCACCAUCUUCCUUCCAAAUUCUUUCCAAAUAGGUGUACAAAAGAAUCACCACUCUUCUUGUGCUACCAGCUUUGAGGCUCAUGGAUGGAACAAUCUAUGCUGGUUUGUCAAUGAGGAAGUCUAGAGGGGUUCUCUGCACAAUGAAGUGUUUGCUUGUACAGUUAAGAUUUGUUCAUUCAAUCUGUAAGAAAAAAACAUUUUUUUUUGGUAGAGGGGAUAAGUCUUAGAGAGUCUCUCCAUACUACUGUCAAUUUUGGUCAUAUAAAAUAAAACAUAUUAUGAUUGAGUCACCCUGUAUAUCCCAAUCAAUCUUGUGAGAGCAUCCAAUAAAAAAAAACAGCAUAUCACAUGGUAUCCUGGAAUUCACAGGCUGGCCUUGUUGUGUAGGCCAGGGUGUCAAUAAA